UUCCGGGGCAAAGAGUAUCUGGGUCAAUGUGUCCUUCCACACGUGCUGUCAGCGUCUUCUAGAAGCAGCGUCGGUAACCGGUGUUCACAGUGAGCUGUGCGGCACGGAACUCAUUUAUUCUGUCGUGACAGGUGUUUUUGUACAAUCAUGCUAAAGUCAGUCGUCCGUGCGGUGGGAGCAGCUGCUCGCCUUUCUUCAGCCAGCACCUCCGCAGCGCGAGUUCUGCCCCUCAGCUACCCGGCACUGCGCUCUCCGAGUUCGGCAGUAACUCGGCCCUUCACCCGGUCUCUCUGGAUGCUAAAUAAUAACGGAGCCUCGUCUGGAUACAGGCCCAAACUCUUCAGCUCCAAGGUGUUGAGUCCGUCGAUGUCGUGUGGAUGUGGAGGACUGCACACAGAAGGUGACAAAGCUUUUGGUGACUUCCUGUCUGAUGAAAUCAAAGAAGAGAAGAAGAUCCAGAAAAACAAAAGUCUUCCUAAGGUGUCGGGAGGAUGGGAGCUGGAGAUGAAUGGCACAGAGGCUAAACUCACAAGAAGUGUUUCUGGAGAAAAAAUCGCGGUCACAUUCAACAUCAACAACAGCAUUCCUCCCAACUUUGAGGAAGAAGUGGAACAGACACAGCAGAAAUCAGCAGAAGAGGAGCCGGAGAUUGUAUCAACACCCAACUUUGUUGUUGAAGUGACAAAGCAGGCUGCAAAACAUUCCCUGGUGUUCGACUGCCAUUUCCCUGAAGAUGAGAUAAGCCACGGUGAGGGAGAAGAGGAGAGCGACAUCUUUGCCAUUCGAGAGGUCAGUUUUCAGCCACAGGGAGAUUCAGAGUGGAAGGAGACGAGCUACACACUCAACACAGACUCUUUGGACUGGGCCCUGUAUGACCAUCUGAUGGACUUCCUGGCUGACCGUGGGGUCGACAACACCUUCGCCGAUGAACUCAUGGAGCUGAGCACGGCCAUCGAGCAUCAAGAGUACAUCAAGUUCCUGGAAGACCUCCAAGGCUUUGUCAAAUGUAAUUAACUUCAGUGCACAUUCUGGGAGAGUUCGAGGUGUGAGGGUAGAGUAAGACUAAAGCACUCGGUGGUCCAUCGAUACGUUUGAUGACCCUAAAAGACUGAUGAUGCCAUCGGCCAGCAGCUGUCACAUGGCUGCAGAUGUGCUUUUUGUGACGCCAUUUUUCUGUAACUUGAGGUUCAGACACAAAUGUAUGAAAACUAAAAGAAUUACAAGUUGUGGUCAUGUGUAUAAUCUGCUUAGUUACAGUUAAUAUUUAAAUAUUCUGACGAUUCUGAAGCCAGUAAUGGGACAAUUUGUCAAAAUGAGAAGUUGAACAUUUCAAUAAAAAUCAUCUCUCUUUUGUGUAAACGUGACAGCCUCUGAUUUUAAAGCGUGACCACCUCACUUUGAGUCUAAAGUCUGGCUGAGCAGAGUGUGUGGCCUUGCUGCCUAAAAUCUGAACGUGAAUGAUGUUGGUCAGAGGAAGGAACGUCGUUGCUCAAUAAAACGGUUUAAUACAGUA
Oreochromis niloticus (Nile tilapia) is the source of this 1513-nucleotide messenger RNA. RefSeq names its product complement component 1, q subcomponent binding protein (gene c1qbp). The transcript is spliced from 6 exons. NCBI's taxonomy places the organism in Eukaryota, Metazoa, Chordata, Actinopteri, Cichliformes, Cichlidae. Gene Ontology annotation, cellular component: mitochondrial matrix. The coding region runs from base 148 to 1014 and encodes 288 amino acids. Gene Ontology annotation, biological process: cytosolic ribosome assembly. The record is from RefSeq and is a predicted model, not a curated record.